GUAGUCUGUCUCGCUCCAAUGAUAGUAUUUUGCAACCUCUUUUCGUACUGUCACACCGCAGAGCGUCCUUUCCUUUGACUUAUGUUCUUCUAGUCCCCAGGUAACUGCGGCAUCGAUUUUUAUCUCAGAUAUCUAUUCCAUGUUGGAGGACAUACAAGACAUGUACCGGAACCAUCCUCUGUCGUCGGCCAUACGCAGUCUUCGGUACAAGCCCCACGUCCGCAACAUUUUCUAUGGCGGCGUUAUGCUGACGAUCCUUUAUGCACUCUACAACUCCGUGCGGCUACCUGAAUCGCUUUCUUAUGACUUCCCAGAAGAAGUCACGGUGCCCACGCCUCCCCAUAUUUGGGACGAGAGGGCACGUCAGGUGAAGCGGGCUUUUCUCCAUGCUUAUCAUGGCUAUGAGCGUUACGCUGCUCCACACGAUGAACUUAAGCCUAUCUCAACGGGAUACAAAGACAAUUUCAAUGGCUGGGGUGUCUCAAUAUUCGAUUCUCUAGAUACCAUGGUUCUUCUAGGCCUCGAAGGCGAGUAUGAGCGUGCCCGUUCAUACGUUGAAAAGACUCGAUUCGAGUUGGCAGAGCACACCUUUGUUCCCUACUUUGAGACCAUCAUAAGAUACCUUGGAGGUCUUUUAUCGACAUACGCCCUCAACAAAGACCCGAUGUUACUUUCCCGCGCUGAUGAGCUCGCGAAGAAACUAGAUCCUGUCUUCAAUACCCCAAGCAAACUCGCGUUGUUCGGUGUAAACCCAUCGACCGGUGAAGUCGUGGGUCCAGACAUCGGUAUUUUAGCCGAGAUGGCAACCUUGCAAUUGGAAUACACAUAUCUUGCAAAAGCAACGGGAAACAGAGCGUAUUGGGAGCGAGCCAACACUGUCAUUAAAGCGCUAUCAUCAGCCGAUCUGCGUCAAACCGGUGGCAUGUUCCCUAUCGGGUGGAAUUUGACUACUGGACAACCUCACGAUGCGCAUUUAUCUGUUGGCGCUCAAGCGGACAGUGCACACGAGUAUCUUCUGAAGCAGUACUUGUUGACUGCCAAGACGGAUAAGGCUAAUCUUGAAAUGUAUAUUCGUGCCACUACACACAUUAUCACAAAUCUCAUGUACAUAUCUCCCACCCGGCACCUUCUCUAUGUCACUGACACUACGACCCCUACACAUGAAGCGCGAGGAACGCCGACUCACGUCUUCGAGCACUUGUCUUGUUUCCUCCCCGGUCUUUUUGCGUUGGGCGCUCAUACAUUACCUCUAGACGAUCUUGAUUCAAUGGGUGUCAACUUCAUGGAUUUGGGUGCAAAGGGCAACUUCGGUCGUGCUGGAGAUGGAUACCGAAGGCUCAAUAGCUAUAAUCUCAAGGAACUUCAUAUGUGGGCAGCUGAAGGCCUCGCGCAGACGUGUUGGCUGACAUAUGCUGAUAUGCGGACGGGAUUGGGUCCUGAUGAGACACAUAUGCGCCCCAGUGUCAGAAGUGUUCAUGGAGAAGGUCAUCUGUGGAUGGAUUCCAUGGAUAGAUGGAAACAAUCCGGUGCCAGAGGAAUACCUCCUGGUGUCGGUGAUAAAACUCCUGUUAUAUACACUGAGCAGCAGCGAUUACGCGGCGGACCAGGAGGAAGAGAUUAUGCGAUCAAAAAGCCUGGGUAUUUGUUGAGGCCAGAGACGAUUGAAUCGUUAUACAUCAUGUGGCGCGUAACUGGAGAUGCAAAAUGGCGAGAGCGUGGAUGGAGAAUCUUCGAAGCAAUAGAGAGGCAUACGAAAACGCCUUAUGGAUAUGCAAGCAUCAAAUCUGUGGAAGUUGUACCACCGCCCAAAGACGAUGAUAUGCCUAGUUAUUUCUUGGCUGAGACAUUGAAAUAUUUGUAUUUAAUGUUCACCAACGACGACCCGAUAUCGCUAGACAAAUGGGUUUUCAACACUGAGGCGCACCCAUUGCCCGUGUUUGAGUGGUCACAGGAAGAGAAGGUGUUAUUUAAUAUCUAGCGUAGUGAACUGUUUUUGCUUGGACCUACAUAUAGACUGUUUUAUGUGACGCAAUGAAG
This is a messenger RNA of Guyanagaster necrorhizus, 2037 nucleotides long. Its product is annotated as glycoside hydrolase family 47 protein. Gene Ontology annotation, biological process: mannose trimming involved in glycoprotein ERAD pathway; carbohydrate metabolic process. Lineage: Eukaryota; Fungi; Basidiomycota; Agaricomycetes; Agaricales; Physalacriaceae. Gene Ontology annotation, cellular component: endoplasmic reticulum; membrane. The coding region runs from base 140 to 1978 and encodes 612 amino acids. Gene Ontology annotation, molecular function: mannosyl-oligosaccharide 1,2-alpha-mannosidase activity; calcium ion binding. The transcript is spliced from 10 exons. The record is from RefSeq and is a predicted model, not a curated record.